UACUUACUGUUCUGGCUUAACAUUCGUGUCGACCAAUCACCAGACUGCACUAACGAUGACGUCGUACGGUGGACCGCGAAUCGCGUUGCAUUUGUCGCCCGUAGUAUUUAAGUUCUAUGUUAAUUUUUUAUUCGGCCAUUACAUUCUUUGCUCUCACGCAACCAACAUCUUUCAUUCAUCACUCCAAAACCUCAAACCUCAUCAUCCAUCAGCUUGCUUACGAAAGCCACUCACCGCUGCUGCUACAUUUUGAUCCUUCGACACCGCAUACUAAUUUGGACGACGCCGUAUCCUGCUUUUUGGCCUAUACAUUCGCCAAACCGCUACAAGAUCGUCGAGCGACCUUUGGACCGUGGACCCCUGCACGUGGCGGAUCGAGUUGAAAACGCUGUAAUCGGGACAAGAUUUGAGGAAAUAAGCUGCCUGACGGACAACUGGGGCCCAAAGAACUAUUUGGAGGCCAAGCGCAUAUCGGAACUGCAGUUUUGGUGGAAUUUCAUCGAUCAUCACACGCAAUCGGUGGGGCCAAUCCUUACUCUUUUCCUUCACCUCCUAAUCUAUUGGUGCUAUACUGUGUCUGUAUUCUAAUUUCAGUGGAAUUACUGCAGUGUAUUCUCGGAAUAUCGUGAUUUCCGUCGAAGUCUAUUACUACCUGGUGACGUUGCUUGCAUCAGUAUCGUGACUCGAGAAACCGUGAGUACUCCUCUUUUCACUGACCACCAAAAUGUCCACUGAAUCUGCCAAAUCUCGUGAUAAAUCUCCCAUGUUACUUAGUGUAGAAAGUGCUGAUUUAGUUCGCGAAUUGGUUAGGAAACGUGGAAUAGUAAAGGGCAGACUUACUAAAUUCAAUAAUCAUUUAGAAUCUUUAUUAAAAGAUGAUGACAUCUCAAGUAAAAAACGCAUCGAUUUAAAGCUGAGGAUUCAAGCAUGUGCUAGUUUACUUGCUGAAUUUAACCACAUCCAAACUAAAAUAGAAGAAAGAGUAGCAGAUAGUGAGUUAGAUGCGCAAUUAACGCAACGUGAAAUAUUUGAAGAUGAUUACUACGACUCAAUAGCACGUGCUGAGUCUAUCCUGAACGUUGAUGAGUUCGCUGACUGCUCCGGGUCGUGUCGAAAUCAUAGUCAUAAUAGCAAUCAUAACCCUAGUUCAGUUAAAUUACCUGUUAUUUCUAUGCCUACGUUUGACGGUUCAUAUGAGCACUGGCUUGAGUUCAGAGAUACAUUUACUUCGCUUAUUCACGAUUCCAAAGAUAUUUCUACCAUUCAAAAGUUUCACUAUCUCAAAUCUUCACUAAAAGGUGAUGCAGAACUAGUUAUACAUUCAAUAGAAUUUUCUGCUAAAAAUUAUCAAGUUGCGUGGGACUUAUUACUCAAUCGAUACAAUAAUUCCGAUCUAUUAAUUGAUAAUCAUCUUGAUGCUUUGUUUUCUAUACCUCCAAUAACUAAAGAGUCCCCUUCGUUAAUUCGAAAACUAAUUGAUAAUGUGUUAAAAAAUAUACGUGCAUUAGUUAUCCUAGGGGAACCUGCUGACACUUGGGACACACUGACUAUUUAUCUUAUCGUUUCCAAGUUAGAUAAAGUUACCAAACGAGAAUGGCAAGCUCAUAAAUUUAGAUUAUCACAACUGAAUGAAAACAAUUCUAAGUCGCGAUUAACGCUUAGUGACAUUAUUGGUUUUCUUCGUAACACAGCAGACGUACUGGAUUCAUUGCAGCGUUCACAUGGCAAAGACGUACAUAACACUGAGAAUAAAAAACAACACAAAAAAUCUCACAACACGUCACACUGCAAUGUUUCCAGCGAGCCUGACAAAACGAACGAUAACCGUUCUAAAUCUUGUUUAAAAUGUAACGCGAAUCAUCGUAUAUACAAGUGCAAAAAGUUUAUCGAAAGUAAUUUAGACAGUAAACUUAAACUUGUACGCGAUCACAACUUAUGUGAGAAUUGUUUAAAUUCAGGGCACUUGGUAACUGAGUGUAAGUUUGGGCCUUGUAGACAUUGUAGCCAAAAACAUAACUCGUUGUUGCAUAAUGCUAAUAGUUCGGUCGCAUGCCAUACGUCGACAAACACUGAGGCGAGUACGAGUGGUGCACCGGCGCAUCUCCCCGCGCCCGCACCUAUUGCCGCGGACUCCGCCCUCUCAAUUCAAGUAAACAAAGCACACAUGCAAACGGAAUCUACAAAGUCCAUAGGUGUGCAAUCCGUGUUAUUAUCAACUGCUAUUGUUGAAGUAGCCGAUGCACAUGGCACAUACCAUAAAGCGCGAGCCCUCCUAGACAAUGGCAGCCAGCGCUGUUUUAUUUCUAAAUCAUUAUGUCAAUUACUUAAUUCACCACUUAUACAGUCCACUAACGAAGUUCGCGGCGUAGGUGACUCGGUAGUACAUUGUACGCAAGCUUGUGAUAUCGUUGUAAAAUCCUGCGUCAAUAAUUCAUUUUCUACACGCAUUCAUUGUUUUGUUUUGUCUAGGAUCACGGCAUCGAUGCCUGCCGUAUGUAAAUUAAGUGCAAAUAUCUGUAUUCCAGAUAACAUACAGCUGGCUGAUCCACAAUUUUUAGACUACAAAACUAUAGAUAUUUUAAUUGGUGCUGAUAGGUUUUGGGACCUGUUAGAAGACGGAAAAAUUCGUUUGUCUAGUGGACCGUUUCUACAGAACACCAAAUUUGGCUGGAUCAUUUCUGGACCUAUCGCUAUUCAAACGCGUAAAAAGGCACCAAUUCAUUGCAAUAUUGUAAAUUCACUAGAUACGCAACUUCGUCUGUUUUGGGAGAUUGAGGACCUACCCAAGGUCAGAGACGUGCAGACUGACGAAGAACGGGAAUGCGAGGAUCACUUCGUUCGCACUACUACUCGCGGUAGUGACGGGAGAUUCUGUGUGCACAUUCCAUUCCGUCAGUCACCUGAAUCCUUGGGAGACUCUUAUACCCAGGCAGAGCGUCGAUUUCUAGCCUUAGAAAAACGCUUGCAGCGUUCAUCAGACUAUAAAAGUCUUUACUCCAAUUUUAUGCAGGAGUACCUCAGCUUAGGCCAUAUGACACAGGUAGAUUCCUACGAAUCCCCGUGUUAUUUUAUGCCACAUCAUGGUGUGUUCCGCGAGCUCAGCACCACCACCAAGUUGCGCGUGGUGUUUGAUGCAAGCGCACCGUCAAGCUCCGGUAAGUCCCUGAAUGAUUUGCAGCUGGUUGGCCCUCCUAUACAGGGUGAUCUCAUUGCCAUUCUUCUCCGCUUUCGGCAGCAUAAAUACGUUGCGUGCGCCGACGUGGAGAAGAUGUACCGGCAGUGCCUAGUAGACGAGGGUCAGCGUAGCUUGCAGAUGAUUCUGUGGCGUGACCAUCCGUCGAAGCCUUUAGGUAUUUUUAAAUUAAAUACCGUGACGUACGGAACCGCCUCCGCGCCUUUUCUUAGCGUUAGGUGCCUAAAACAAUUAGCUAAUGAAUCUCCUGAUGCUGACGUUGCUCGAGCCAUAAGGGAAGACUUUUAUGUUGAUGAUUUUAUAACGGGUUCGGAUAAUAAAUUACUGUUACUUGAUUUAUGUGACAAAACUCAGAAAACGUUGCAGUUAGGCUGUUUCCCACUCAGGAAAUGGAUAUAUAAUUUUAGGCGUGAUGAUGGUAGUCGUUCAUCUAGUCAGUUUAAACCGUUAAGUUUAGAUGAUAAUAUCAGUUCUAAAACGUUAGGUAUAGGCUGGCACAAUCUAAGUGAUAACUUUUAUUUUAACACACAAAUUCAAAUUGAUAAUGAUAAACCGAUUAGUAAAAGGUCUAUUUUAUCUAAAGUUUCACAAAUAUUUGACCCACUCGGUUUGUUAAGUCCCGUUAUAAUAGUUGUCAAAGUUCUUUUGCAACAAUUAUGGCUGCAAAAAAUAGGUUGGGAUGAUAACGUGCCUGAUAGCACGGCGCGCGUAUGGAACCGGUUUGUUAUUUCAUUACAAGCGCUUAACACUAUUCGCAUUCCUCGCCAUGUUAUAGGUGCGCAUCCUAAGUAUAUCGAACUUCAUGUUUUUAGUGACGCGUCUCAGACAGCGUACGGCGCGUGUAUUUAUAUUCGCACAGUUAAUUAUGAUCUAACAGUAACGGUUAGGUUAUUAUUUUCUAAAUCCAAGGUUGCGCCGUUAAAGCCUAUAAGCAUCCCUCGGCUCGAACUGUGUGGGGCUUUAUUAGGCGCUCGUCUGUAUGACAAAGUGCGCGAUGCACUACGUUGCAGUCUUAGUAAAAUCGUAUUUUGGACGGAUUCCACGAUCGUCUUAGGCUGGCUACACAUGAGGCCGAACCAGCUUAAGACGUUCGUUCAAAAUAGGGUCGCGGAAAUUCAUGACCUUACAUUAGAGGUCCCAUGGCGUCAUGUCAGGAGUGAAAAUAAUCCUGCUGACCUGGCGUCGCGGGGCGUCAGGUUAGAGGAACUUUCAUCUUCUAGACUAUGGUGGGAGGGUCCUGAAUUUCUUUGCAAUCCUAAUUUUUCAAUAGAUGAUCACAAAGGUCCAGAUUCAUUUAAAAUUCGUGAGUUACCCGAAGUUAAGUCGUGUGUCACCGCAGUCGUAGCUCAGGAUUCUUCUGAAUCGUCUUUAUUCCCGUUUCACCGGUUUUCUCAAUUUAAACGUAUGAGGCGUGCAGCGGCCUUUAUGUUGCGUUUCAUUCAUAACAGUCGAUAUAAAAACAACAGGUAUGUAGGCAGCCUUAGUGUUGAUGAACUACAUUUUGCUGAUAAGACAUUGGCUCGGUUAUGCCAAUUUGAAUCUUAUCCAGUUGAAUGUAAGGCAUUAUGCAAUAACGGGUCUAUUAAAAAUAAAAGUUGUUUAUCUAAAUUAAAUGUAUUUCUUGACGACUGCAAGAUCAUGCGUGUAGGUGGUCGUCUAGUUAAUUCUAAUGAAUUUAUUUAUGGUAAAAAACAUCCCAUUGUAAUUUCUAGUAAACAUUACUUUGCUACUUUGUUGUUUCGACAUGAGCACAUCCAGCUUUUACAUGCUGCUCCUCAGGCGUUACUCUUUCAUUUACGCGAAUCAUGGUGGCCUGUAGGAGGUAGGAACCUCGCUCGUCAGAUAGUACAUAACUGUGUCAUUUGUACGCGUAUCCGAGGCAAGACGCUUACGCCUAUGAUGGGCAACUUACCUGCGGCGCGAGUUACGCCUAGUCUGCCAUUCGUUAGGUGUGGGGUUGAUUACGCGGGGCCAGUGCUCAUCCUGAACCGCAAAGGUAAGGGUGCUAGACUUAUCAAAGGGUAUAUUUGUUUAUUUAUUUGUUUCGUUACACGCGCAGUACACCUGGAGUUAGUCAGUGACCUUUCCAGCGAAGCAUAUUUACUAACUUUAAAACGUUUUAUUUCACGUCGCGGUAAGCCUGCAGAAAUUUAUUCCGACAAUGGUCGUAACUUCGUAGGUAUAAUGAAUGAUUUUUCAAAAUUUUUAAAUAAUUGUAGUUCAGAUAUUUUAGAAUUUGCUCAAAGUCAAAACAUUAAAUUUCAUUUUAUUCCCCCUUAUUCUCCCCAUUUUGGUGGUCUGUGGGAGGCAGGAGUUAAGUCGAGUAAAUAUCAUUUACGUCGUGUGAUAGGUAAUGCUCACCUUACUUUCGAGGAAUACAGCACAGUACUAGCACAAAUAGAAGCCGUACUUAAUUCCCGACCUUUGUCUCCCCUCUCUCCUGAUCCUCAGGACCUUUCUCCGCUUACUCCAGGUCAUUUCCUUAUUGGCCGACCACUGGCUGCUCCGGCAUGCGAUGACCUGCGCGAUGUUCCUGCCAGUCGUCUCCAGCGGUACCAGAGGGUGGAGCAACUUCGCCAACACUUUUGGACUCGGUGGGCGAAAGAAUACAUCUCUGAGCUGCAGGUGCGGACCAAAUGGAGAGAGAAUAAGGAUGAGCUUCAACCAGGUUCCUUGGUGGUUAUCAAAGACAGUAACCUACCGCCGUUGAAGUGGCAGUUGGGACGUGUUCUGUGUACCGUCCCGGGAAAGGAUGGCAUAUCCCGUGUUGCCGACAUACAAACGUCCUCGGGCGUGCUGAGACGCGCAUUCACCAACAUUUGCCCUCUACUGCCGGAGGUGGACCGGGAUGCUGCGACUGAGGACUGUUGAAAGCCACUGCUUCCAAGGCCGGGGGCAUGUUCUGGCUUAACAUUCGUGUCGACCAAUCACCAGACUGCACUAACGAUGACGUCGUACGGUGGACCGCGAAUCGCGUUGCAUUUGUCGCCCGUAGUAUUUAAGUUCUAUGUUAAUUUUUUAUUCGGCCAUUACAUUCUUUGCUCUCACGCAA
Spodoptera frugiperda (fall armyworm) is the source of this 6245-nucleotide messenger RNA. RefSeq lists its product as uncharacterized. The transcript has a single exon. Gene Ontology annotation, molecular function: nucleic acid binding. The record is from RefSeq and is a predicted model, not a curated record. Gene Ontology annotation, biological process: DNA integration. NCBI's taxonomy places the organism in Eukaryota, Metazoa, Arthropoda, Insecta, Lepidoptera, Noctuidae. The coding region runs from base 725 to 6064 and encodes 1779 amino acids.